AUGUCGAUGGAUUUGCCCGAUGAUGAUUUUGGUCUCGUGAAUGCUGGUAUGAAGCAGAUGAAAUCUUCGAUACGACCAGAUUCUAUUGUGCCAUCGGCUGGUCGGGAAGGUACAUCAAUUGCACCGCAAAUUUACAAGGGUCGUACUAUGGCGGUUUUCACCAGUGGUGGUGAUGCUUCUGGAAUGAACAGUGCUGUACGCUCAGUAGUUCGAAUGGGUGUUUACCUUGGAUGUCGAGUUUUUCUCAUUUAUGAAGGAUAUCAAGGAAUGGUGGAUGGUGGUGAUAAUAUAAAGGAAGCAGAUUGGCAGUCAGUGUCGGAUAUCAUACAACGUGGAGGCAAGUUAAUUUUAAAAAAUAUUAAUGGCACUGUUAUUGGAUCAGCACGUUGCAAGGAUUUUCGGGAGCGAUGGGGACGUUUGCAAGCUGCUGAAAAUCUUAUUAAACGUCGUAUCACUAACCUUGUAUGUAUUGGAGGUGAUGGCUCAUUAACCGGCGCUAAUCUUUUCCGACAAGAAUGGCAUGAUUUGGUGAAAGAGCUUUUGUCAGAUGGAAAAAUAACAAAAGAAGAAGCGAUAGAGUGCAGUAACAUCCAGAUUGUUGGACUUGUUGGUUCCAUUGACAAUGAUUUCUGCGGCACAGAUAUGACUAUUGGUACUGAUACUGCACUGCAACGUAUCUGCGAGGCAAUCGAUUGCGUAAUGUCAACAGCUCAAAGUCAUCAACGUACAUUCGUUAUUGAGGUGAUGGGGCGUCAUUGUGGUUACUUGGCGCUGGUUGCUGCAUUGGCUUCUGAAGCAGAUUUCUGUUUCAUACCGGAAUGGCCAGUACCAACGGAUUGGCCAGCAGUAUUAUGCCGAAAAUUGCAAAUGAUGCGUGAAGCGGGGUCACGUUUAAAUAUUGUAAUUGUUGCGGAAGGCGCAUUGGAUAGGGAAGGAAAAUGUAUUACUGCUGAAUCGGUUCGUGCGGUAGUCAAAGAAACUUUGCAUUACGAUACACGUGUGACCGUCUUGGGUCAUGUACAACGUGGUGGUAAUCCAUCAGCGUUUGACCGAUUGCUUGGAUGUCGUAUGGGUGCAGAAGCGGUACUUGCUUUGAUGGAAAUGACACCGCAGUCGGAGCCUUGUGUUGUUUCGAUUGAUGGUAAUGUGAUUGUACGCGUUCCACUCAUGCAAUGUGUUCAACGUACACUAGCGGUAAAAAAGGCAAUGGACAAACGUGACUGGGAAACAGCUGUGAAAUUAAGAGGUCGAAGUUUCCAGCGAAAUCUUGAAACUUACCGUUUGCUUACAAAAGUGGAGCCGAAAAAAGUUGAUCAAAAUGUACCUAAUUACAACGUUGCUGUAAUUAAUGUUGGUGCACCUGCUGGUGGGAUGAAUGCAGUAGUGCGUUCGUAUGUUCGUAUGGCUCUUUAUCAUGGAUGCAAUGUUUAUGGCAUAAAGAAUUCGUUUGAAGGGCUUUGCCGGGGAGAGGUGCAGAGCAUGGCUUGGGGUGAUGUCAGUAACUGGGUAAUGUACGGUGGCUCAUUUCUUGGAACACAAAAGCAGUUACCCGACAAGAUUAUGGAUAAAGUUGCUGAUGCGUUUGAAAAGUACAAUUUUCAUGGAUUAUUACUUGUGGGGGGAUUCGAGGCAUUCCAUUCCUGUUUACUUCUUUCACGUGCGCGUGAUAAACAUCCAUCACUACGAAUACCUAUGUGUGUUAUCCCAUGCACAAUUAGCAAUAAUGUUCCGGGAACGUCACUUUCACUUGGUUCAGAUACAGCUGUUAACGAAAUUUGCGAAAUGAUUGAUAAAAUCAAGCUAUCAGCUACUGGUACUAAGAAACGAGUCUUUAUUGUCGAAACAAUGGGUGGAUAUUGUGGUUAUUUGGCAACCAUUUCGGCUUUGGCGUCUGGAGCCGAUAAUGCUUAUAUCUUCGAAGAACGAUUUAAUGUCUCUGAUAUUAUGGAUGAUGUAAAGGUUAUCAGUCGUAAAAUGCGUACUGGUGUGCAGCGUUACUUAAUUGUACGUAACGAAUGCGCUAACAAAAAUUAUACUACAGAGUUUGUGAAUCAGUUGUUUGCUGAAGAAGGAAAUGGGGCGUUUUCUACAAGAACUAAUGUAUUAGGACAUGCUCAACAAGGUGGUAACCCAACACCAUUCGAUCGUAAUAUGGGAACAAAACUAGCAGCCCGUGCUUUAGAGUUCAUUAUGUCGCAAAUACUGAAAUAUAUUGAUCCGAAAACCAGUAUUGUAAAUGCGAUUUCUCCGGAUAGUGCCACACUGUUAGGACUGAUGGGUCGUCGAACGGUAUUCACACCAGUGGAAGAUUUAUCAUUGGAAACUGAUUUCGAACAUCGUGUACCGAAACAUCAGUGGUGGAUGAAAAUGAGACCGCUGUUAAGAAUAUUGGCUAAGCACGAUUCUACAUACCGGACGGAAGCUAUGGUGGUACCGGAGGUGGAGGGUGAAAGCACAUGA
Acanthocheilonema viteae is the source of this 2460-nucleotide messenger RNA. NCBI's taxonomy places the organism in Eukaryota, Metazoa, Nematoda, Chromadorea, Rhabditida, Onchocercidae. The record is from the annotation of a GenBank genome assembly.